UCAUAUCUGGCAGUGUUGGUUAAACACUACAAGCUUUGGAGCCACAAAAAUGAAGUUUCAAAUACUUCUUGUGAUCAUGGUAGGAGUACUUUAUCAAAUAAAUAGUUGUCAUGUGGAUGAAUCUCGCGAAAGUGAUAAAGAAGACAGCAGACGUCUUGUAUUACAUGCUGAAACUGAUCUUGUACAAGAAAUAUUAAAACUUAAGUCCGCGGUAGCAAAUUUGACGUCAGACAACAGUGCCUUGAAAGCACAGGUUACUACACUACAAGCUAAAGUGGUCCAUCUGGAGCAGUCUGGCGGGAAACUGGAGCAAACACUAACGGGAUUGAGCAACUUAACUCAAGAAAUAACUGGCGACGUAUACACUAGAUGGGGAAGAAACAUCUGUGCUAAUGAUGCAGAAAUCAUUUAUCGAGGUUACAUAGCUGGGAAGCAUUAUUCAUCAUCUGGAAGCGGAACAGAUCAUCUAUGUCUCCCCAAUGAUCCGACAUGGGCAAACUAUGAUGAUACCGCAACCAACUCUCGAGGAACCCUUUUCGGUACAGAAAUAAAUAUUCCUGAGCCAAAUCAUAUAUUUGAAUACGCAGUAAACAACCAGGACCUCCCCUGUGCAGUUUGCAAAUCUAAACGUAAAACCACAUUUAUGCUUCCUGCCAGAAAGAACUGCUAUCCAGGAUGGACUCUGGAAUACUGGGGUUAUUUGAUGACGUCAGCCUAUGACCUUGCGUCUUCUUCAAGUCAUAUAUGCCUUGAUGCAAAACCAGAAUUCAACCCUCAUGGUGCACAAGAUGAUGACGAGCACCUGAUUUACCCAGUAGAAGGGCGAUGUGGAUCACUACCUUGCCCGCCGUAUGUGAAUGGACGUGAGCUGGCUUGCGUUGUGUGUUCAAAAUAAAGUUUGGAAUGUUGCACAGAAAUAUCACAACUAUAUAACAGUAGAUAUUUUUGCAAACUUAUACGUUAUUAGCUUCAAAUUGUUAGUUCUAAGGACGUAACUAGAUAAUUCACAUCGCGUAGAAUUAUUCGGACUCCUAUGCAACAUGCCAUAUCUCAUUUUAUCUGUUAUAUUUGAAAAAGUCAGUUUUUUACCCGUUUCCUACAGAGUCUAUAUGAACUGAGGUGGGUCUAUUUAAAGUCAAAAAGGAUCAACCAAAUAUUAAAUUUUUUUUUUUGAAAAUAUUCAUAAUAUCCGGAAUAAAUUAAACUUUAAUUUGUGGGGUAUCGAAUUUUUGAUUUCCGAAUAGAACUUUUUCUAUUUAAGUUUAAGUAACUUUUUUCCUUCUUUGUUUAUAUAGGCAAAUUUAUCGAUUUUCCGAUAGAUCGAUGUUACUAAAAGUUUGUAAUGAUACUAAUGUUCAGCUGGAUCACUACCUUGCCCACCGUAUGUGAAUGGACGUGAACUGGCUUGCGUUGUGUGUUCAAAAUAAAGUUUGGAAAGUUG
Molecule: messenger RNA, 1441 nt
Organism: Mercenaria mercenaria
Lineage: Eukaryota; Metazoa; Mollusca; Bivalvia; Venerida; Veneridae
Product: short-chain collagen C4-like
Exons: 3
Coding region: 50-895 (281 amino acids)
Source: RefSeq, a predicted model, not a curated record